Molecule: messenger RNA, 608 nt
Organism: Salarias fasciatus (jewelled blenny)
Lineage: Eukaryota; Metazoa; Chordata; Actinopteri; Blenniiformes; Blenniidae
Gene: cd59b
Product: CD59 molecule (CD59 blood group) b
Exons: 3
Coding region: 165-521 (118 amino acids)
Source: RefSeq, a predicted model, not a curated record
AGCAGCUGCUCACACUGAGCCCUUGUUGCUCUGCAGACACAGAGCCGCUGUCAGAGGACGCCGUCUGCCGCCAGUGUCGGUGGAAGAGCUGCCAGCGCACGGUCAGCCGGACGCUCCACUGCUGCUGCUGCUGCUCCACAGAACCGGACCGGACCGGACCGGACAUGUCGCACCGCCUCGCUGUCUCCUUCUUCAUCUGCUCUGUCCUGCUUCACCUGGCUUCGGGGCUCCGCUGCUACAAAUGCUCCGACUACACCGGGCGCUGCCAGAACGUGCAGGAGUGCACGUACGAGGACUCGUGCAUCUCGCUCAGCGAGAGAGGAGGGAAGACCAUCCGCCAGUGCAUCCGCUACACGGACUGCGACAACUCGCGCCUCAGCCAGAUGUUCCCGGCCGUCUCCGGCUUCACGUACCGCUGCUGCAGCAGCAACCUGUGCAACUCGGGCACGGCGGCGGUGGCGGCGGCGCCGGCGCUGGCCGUGGCCGCCGCGCUGCUCGGCGUGUGGUGGGGGCGGCUGUGAGAGCCGCCGCCGCCGCCUCUCUAACACCAGCUAACCGCCGGUCUCAGGUCUCCUCUGGUUUUUACUCUUUUUAACAAUAAAAACAAA